This is a messenger RNA of Fusarium fujikuroi IMI 58289, 609 nucleotides long. RefSeq lists its product as uncharacterized. The record is from RefSeq and is a predicted model, not a curated record. The transcript has a single exon. Bases 1 to 609 code for a protein of 202 amino acids. Lineage: Eukaryota; Fungi; Ascomycota; Sordariomycetes; Hypocreales; Nectriaceae.
AUGACUCACCCCAAGAUCACAGGUUUCGCUGCCUUGAAGCGUUCCAGCCAAGCUGGCAACCAACCUGCCCGACCAGUUCCGGAACCGAAGGGACUCACUUUCGUGGAGAGUAUGACCCUACAGGGAGUAAACAACGAGAAGUCUUCUGGCUUAAGACUGGUGAACAACUCUCCUGGAGGGGGACGUCAGGAGAACGUCGUCGCCAAAGUCCCUGGCCUCGAGGGCACGUACUCUGCAAUUGUCGACAACCCUGGGAGCUUGGUGGACGCUUACAAGAUUUUGCCUCGUGGCAAGAUCAGUGUGAUCUUUGCUGUCACUCCCAACGGGUCGGGUGUCAACAUGACAUCCACCGAAAUCCCGUGGUCUGUCCUGAAGGCGCGGGAGGAGGAAGCCGCUGCCACAACAGACAACGAAAUCGACCAAGGCCGGGCCCUCGAUGACGAACAGACGGUCAUUGGAGAUGACGAGACUGUUGUCGGGGACAACAACAGUCCCAAAAAGGGCGCUGAUCCAGAGAACCACGAGACGACCUCAGAGCCCACCACCACCACCCAACCCGCGAGCGAUCCGAACGCUCUCUAUCCUGACUUGGCAGGAUUAAUCAUGUAA